Messenger RNA from Oryzias melastigma (Indian medaka), 3050 nucleotides. It is a transcript of the gene stk33, whose product is annotated as serine/threonine kinase 33. Lineage: Eukaryota; Metazoa; Chordata; Actinopteri; Beloniformes; Adrianichthyidae. The record is from RefSeq and is a predicted model, not a curated record. Gene Ontology annotation, biological process: protein phosphorylation. The coding region runs from base 221 to 1642 and encodes 473 amino acids. The transcript has 14 exons. Gene Ontology annotation, molecular function: ATP binding; protein kinase activity.
GCUGAAAACCCAACGAGUACUGUGGUGUGGUCAAAUACUCCAAGGAUCCCGGGUCAGCCCUCAUUUUCAACUGAGAACCUGCAUUCAUUCACAGGAAGUUUGUCCCACUUCGCUUUCCGUACGCACUGCUCUAAAGUCUUUUUUGCUUGAUCAAGAGUCAAUGAAAAUCGUCUUUUUUGAGAGGUGACACGGGGAAAUUCCAGGGGUAAGGACGCUCGUCAUGCUUCAGGGGUUUGGACGGAGCAGCCCCACCGAGCUGGACAGGCGCGUGCCAAUCACACGCCUCAAAGAUAAUGAAGACAUCAGGGACAUUUAUGAAAUCGGAAGACAGUUGGGUCACGGUACCUUCGGAGCUGUUUAUGAAACCACCCAGAUUAAGACCCAGUCAAAAUGGGCUAUUAAAAUGGUCUGCAGACCCACGCCAGGCAGUCCAAAGGUGGAGAUGUUGGAUAACGAAAUAGACAUCCUCAGACAAGUGAAUCAUCCACAUAUCAUACGACUUGAGGCCAUCUACAGCACAGCCAAGAUGAUGUAUUUGGUCACCGAGCUGUGUGAAGGAGGUGACCUGAAGCAUCUGCUGCAGCAGAAAAUGUACUUCACGGAGGAUGAGACCAGAAAAAUAAUACACUGUUUGGCUGACGCUGUCACUUACCUUCAUAUGAGAAACAUUGUGCACCGAGACUUGAAACUUGAGAACAUUCUUCUGAAAAAUCCUAUCAAUGAGGAUAACGGCGAGAUGGAUGUCAAGGUGGCAGACUUUGGAUUAUCGAUAAAGAAGAAAAGUAUGGGGAUUGAGAGGAUGAUGAGCGAAACAUGUGGGACCCUCAUCUACAUGGCACCUGAGGUGUUAAAGGGAAAUGAUUAUAGUCAGUUGUGUGAUGCAUGGAGCAUAGGAGUCAUCAUGUUUAUGCUGCUGUGCGGAGAACCUCCAUUUGUCUCCAAAACCAGAGAGAACCUUCUCAAGAAGAUCGAGAGCAGAGACCUCAUAUUUUCCCAACCCAUUUGGGAUAGCAUAAGCGAUGCAGCAAAGUACAUCCUGACUAACCUCCUGAAGGCGGAGCCUGUCUUCCGCAUGUCACCUUCUGAUCUGCUGGGCAGCUCCUGGUUUCGAGGUGAUACUACAGUUCCUUCUGGUCCAAACAACAUUGUGGAGAUGAUGGGGGCCUGCUUGGAAGAGGAAGAGGCAGGAAAACAGACAGCUGAGGUCUCUCCCCUCACCUCUCCUGAGGUCACCCUGGAGCCAUCCUUGGCCUCUUUAGCCCUUUCAGAUGAGACACACGGCAACCAUGGUAGCCAUGCUAAGACCUGCGCCCAAAGAGACGUCAGCCCGUGCAUACCUACCACAUCCACUGCACAGCCUAAAAGGAAUGUUGGCAGACCAGCGCAGGACCAGAACAUCAAUGACACAGUCAGGAUGGGAAACCAGACAAAGUUUCACCUGCGAAAAGCAUCAUCCACACAGCUGGGUGCAAAACCACGCAAGCAUCCGGUCAAGAAGGUGUUUCGCUCUGCACAGAAACUGACCCCUGACUCAGAGGCGAGUCCCGGAAGGGUCCCGUUUUCCAGUAAAACACAACUAACCUGCGAAAACCCAAAGAUCGUUUGCACAAAGAGUCCCAUUCAGAGUAAAAUCCAAAAAUAAGACGAGGGAAAUUUGUGAUGGACAGACAAUAAGCUGCAAUGAUGAAUGUUUGUUUUGAGUUUCAUUUUAGGCGUGAAAUGUGAAAAUAGAGACUGUGAAUGUUUCAGCUGUUUUGGGUAAUGAACAGAGCCUCAGUACUGUCUAUUAAAGGGACCUUGAGUGUUCGUGUCAAAAAUAGUCCAAAGUCCCUGCACCUGAGGCUUCAUCGUUGGCUGCUCUGGCCCGUGCCAAAUUUAAAGACUCCACUCUGAGGUGUUUGCCAACAGGGGGAAAUUGGAGGCGGGGACUGCUAAUCCCUUGCUUUAUUUUACACCGCAAACUUUUUACGAACUGAAAGCACUUUAAAUACAGAUUUUGUCUUUUUACAGAGAUUUGAUGAUACUAUAAGAAUCUAGUUUAAUUGAUUUGAUGAAUCAUUAAUGACCCAAUUCCAAUUGUAGCUUUAAAGCUAAAAAUAAAAGUUCAAAAAUGUCAUAUAUCUUUAAUUCAAUUAAAAAAGGUAAACUUUUUAAAACUUUUCUGUAGUGAUUUUUGAGACAAAAGCAUAUUACGGAUAAGUUACAACUAAGAACACAAAGGUCCUUUUAGGACAUGUGCUUAAAGAACCAAAGUGAGCAGCAGGGAUUUCUUUCUGUUCUGCUUUGACCUCUCAAUUCCAAGUCGUUGUAUAUGCAGUGACUGCACCCACUCUGUGUCAAAACAGAAAAACUGUCACAAAGGCUGGUUACGCUCCAUCUGAAUGCAGAGGAUUGGGACUGAGGACAGCCACGGGUCUAAUCUCGUUUGGAGGCCAUUGAAAGCAGCAGGAGCUACUUUGAGGGCACUGCCAUUCAAGCACAGGUUUUUCCUCUGCAGAGAGAAUAAUCCCCAGCACAGAUACAACAUUAAAGUAUCCAAGCAUAACACACCCAGGGCGAGUUUCAAAUCCACCCAUUUGCAUCUUCAAGUGAAUGAGUGCCAACAAUGGGUCUCUGUGUUCAUGCACAGGCUUUGUGUUUUAGUACAUAUGUGAGAAAGUAGCCGGGGUUUUUUGUGUGUUUUUGCAAAACAGACAGUUCAAGAGAGUACAACAAUGACAUGUGAAUUAGCUUUCAUUAAACCGGUUGCCAAAGAAGAGAAGAACGUCACUGCUGCUUCGCCCCUAGUUUCCUCAGACGGCUGCAGACAGCAGAUGGAGCUGUGGUUGGAUCCUGAAUUGUUCUCAAAUGAAUUAAUUUGCAAGGAGUGGGCUGUACCUAAAGCUACCUAAUUUUGAGUAUGAGGAUUUGUAAUUAGAAUGGAGUGCUUGAGCAACUGCCCAUUAACACUGUGAUUUCACUGUAAUGUGUCUCUAAUUAUUACGUUGUAUGCCUAUACUUUGACGCUCCAUUCAGUUUAAAUAAAGGUUUUAGACAUGCUUCCUUUCGGG